GCAGUGGUUCAGGCUUCAGCAGCCUUGGAGAAGCAUCAGCUGAGAGGAGCUAUCACAUGGGAGCCGGGAGCUGCUCAGCAAAGAUACCUUUAUGAGGAAACGAGUCCAGAAGAGUUGCAGAGUUAGUAAUGCCCAGACCUGGAACCGGAAGCCUAACCUUAUGCUCCUUCUACUCCCUAUUUGGAGAUCAGAAAUUGGGAAAUUCACAUAAGCAGCCCUAAAACUGCGCACUGUUCCAGAACUCAGCAGGACCUGGGAAAGGCAGACAGAGGAUUCAGAAUCUCUGGAUAACAGCUCUUGAAAGGGGAGAAGGGUAUGGAGAAUGGAGGAAGGAAAGUGGAAAAGAAAGAGCCAGAGGCCACUCAGGAGGGGGAGUGCUAUUGAGUGGUCAAGGCUUCAUCUCUCUCAUGUCUCCUGCGUCUUCCCAGUUGUCAAGGCCAACCUGGGAGCCACCUCCUGCCAGAACAGGGAUAGGAAUUCCUAAGACUGCAGCUGCCUGGCCUAGUGCUCUGGACACAGAGCAAUCCAACUUUGAAGGCUGGUGAUAAGAGGCUCCAGCAGGAGCUCCACUUACUCACAAUAUUGGAAAGCCUGAGUCUGGGCUCACCAUCCCAGGGUCGUGAACUAGAAUGGGGGAUGGGCCUGUGACAGGAGGUGCCCUGGGUGUCCUCUUUCGGCCCCAUGGAGUCCUCGCCCAUCCCUCAGUCAUCUGGGAACUCUUCCACUUUGGGGAGGAUCCCUCAAACUCCAGGUCCCUCUACUGCCAGUGGGGUCCCAGAGGUGGGACUGAGGGAUGUAGCUUCAGAAUCUGUGGCCCUCUUCUUCAUGCUCCUGCUGGACUUGACUGCUGUGGCUGGCAAUGCUGCCGUGAUGGCCGUUAUCGCCAAGACACCCGCCCUCCGAAAAUUUGUAUUUGUCUUCCACCUCUGCCUGGUGGACCUGCUAGCUGCCCUGACCCUCAUGCCCCUGGCCAUGCUCUCCAGCUCCGCCCUCUUUGACCAUGCCCUCUUUGGGGAGGUGGCCUGCCGCCUCUAUUUGUUCCUGAGUGUAUGCUUUGUCAGCCUGGCCAUCCUCUCUGUGUCCGCCAUCAAUGUGGAGCGCUACUAUUAUGUGGUCCACCCCAUGCGCUAUGAGGUGCGCAUGACACUGGGGCUUGUGGCCUCAGUGUUGGUGGGUGUAUGGGUGAAGGCCCUGGCCAUGGCUUCUGUGCCAGUGUUGGGAAGGGUCUCCUGGGAAGAAGGAGGUCCCAAUGUACCCCCAGGCUGUUCACUCCAAUGGAGCCACAGUGCCUACUGCCAGCUUUUUGUGGUGGUCUUUGCUGUCCUUUACUUCUUGUUACCCCUGCUCCUCAUCCUUGUGGUCUACUGCAGCAUGUUCCGAGUGGCUCGUGUGGCUGCGAUGCAGCAUGGGCCACUGCCCACGUGGAUGGAGACACCCCGGCAACGCUCUGAGUCUCUCAGCAGCCGCUCCACUAUGGUCACCAGCUCGGGGGCACCCCAGACCACUCCACACCGGACGUUUGGGGGAGGGAAAGCAGCAGUGGUCCUCCUGGCUGUGGGGGGUCAGUUCCUGCUCUGUUGGUUGCCCUACUUCUCUUUCCACCUCUACGUUGCCCUGAGUGCUCAGCCUAUUUCAACCGGGCAGGUGGAGAGUGUGGUGACCUGGAUUGGCUACUUUUGCUUCACUUCCAACCCUUUCUUCUAUGGGUGUCUCAACCGGCAGAUCCGGGGGGAGCUCAGCAAGCAGUUUGUCUGCUUCUUCAAGCCAGCUCCAGAGGAGGAGCUAAGGCUGCCUAGCCGGGAGGGCUCCAUUGAGGAGAACUUCCUGCAGUUCCUUCAAGGGACAGGCUGUCCCUCUGAGAACUGGGUUUCCCGGCCCCCACCCAGCCCUAAGCAGGAUCCACCUGCUGUUGACUUCCGAAUCCCAGGCCAGAUAGCUGAAGAGACCUCUGAGUUUCUGGAGCAGCAACUCACUAGUGACAUCAUCAUGUCGGACAACUACCUCCACCCUGCCCCCUCACCCCGGCUGGAGUCAUGAUGGGACGCUGGACACUUGGAGGGAGAUGGGGCUGGAGGCCAGUUAUGAUUGCAGAGACCGCCUUGUGGGACCACCUUUUUCCCAGCUGG
Molecule: messenger RNA, 2126 nt
Organism: Marmota flaviventris (yellow-bellied marmot)
Lineage: Eukaryota; Metazoa; Chordata; Mammalia; Rodentia; Sciuridae
Source: RefSeq, a predicted model, not a curated record